GGACGGGUCCGACGAGCGGGGCUGCGGGGCCCUCGCCUGCCGCGCGCUGGGGCCCGGCGCCCUGCCCUGCCCCCCCACCCCACCCACCGGGGCCCCGGCCCGAGCUUGCUACCUGCCCGAGUGGCGCUGCGACUUCAAAACGGACUGCCCCGAUGGCAGCGAUGAAGCUGGCUGUCCGACGGUAACCGAUACGACUACGACGAGUACGCCUGAGCCAUAUACGGAGCCGCCUAUAUGCGGACCGGAGCAGUUCCGCUGCGGGAGCGAGACAGCAGUAGCGAGCUCAAAGGACGGGGGAGCGAGACAGAGCGACAGUGGCGCGGUAGAGUGCAUCCCGGCCGCGUGGCGCUGCGACGGACGCGUCGACUGCAGCGACGGAUCCGACGAGACUACGCACUGCCGUACCCUGGGCAACGUGACGUGCGACGCGGAUCAAUACGCGUGCCUGGGGGGGCGGGCCUGCGUCCCGCGCGCGGGCCGCUGCGACGGGGAGUACGACUGUCCCCGCGGCGACGACGAGGCCGGGUGUCUGUGUCCCGCGCGCUCCCUGCGCUGCCGGGACACCGGCCUCUGUCUGCCGCAGGACGUAUUCUGCGACGGAGAUCGAGACUGCGACGACGGCUCGGACGAGCCUCCGGGUUGCUCGCGUAUCACAGAGUCGAGCACUAAACCCGGGGUCACACUACAAGCGGAAAACCCGCUAUGCAGCGGCGUGCCGGGUAGCGUUUACUGCGCGGGUCGCUGUAUCCCGCCCGAAUUAGUCUGCGACGGGCGGAACCAUUGUGAAGAUAGCGGCGGAAGUGGAGCCGGCACUGAUGAGGACCCGGAGAUAUGCAGUUCGUACGCGUCCUCGUUCCCGGGCAUGACGGAGGGCUCCCCCGCGUCGAUGGUGGCGGGUAGUUGUCGGCGCGGGCUGUGGCGAUGCUUGAAUGGCGCGUGCGUGCCGCGCGACACCAUCUGCGACGGCGACGACGACUGCGGCGACUACAGCGACGAAACCAGAUGCAACAUGGCAGAAUGCUCGCAAUUCAACGGCGGCUGCGCCCACAACUGCACGGAGCUGGCGGCCGGCCGCGCGUGCUGGUGCCGCGUCGGGUACCGCCGUGACGUCAUGCGUGACGUCAUGCGUGACGUCACGCGGCACGUCACCGACACCCGAGCGCACGACGCAUGCGUCGACGUCGACGAGUGCCGCGAGGACGAGCCCUGCGAUCAUUACUGCAGGAACACGAUCGGCAGUUUCAAGUGCUACUGCGCAGACGGCUACCGGCUCAUGGAAGAUGGAAUCACUUGCACUCCGAUAUCUUCGGUGAAGGCUUCAUUGCUGUUCACGAACCGCUACUACAUCCGUCGCGUGGGUCUGGAGGGUGGCGCCAGUGAGGUCGUGGCCCAUAAUAUGAGCAACGCCGUGGCCCUCGACCUGCUGUGGGCGGGCGGCUGCCUCUACUGGAGCGACGUGACCCGCCUGGGCUCCGCCAUCCGCCGCGUGUGCCGCCCUACCGAGACCCAGCCCGCCCAGCAUCAGUUAAUACACGGCGCGACGCUGCAGAACCCCGACGGGCUUGCGGUAGACUGGGUGGCCGGCAACCUGUACUGGUGCGACAAGGGGACCGACACGAUCGAGGUGUCCCGCCUCGACGGGACCCACCGCCGCGUGCUGCUGCGCGGGAACCUCACGGAACCCCGCGCCCUCGCGCUGCACCCGCCCAGGGGCUGGAUGUUCUGGUCGGACUGGGGCGCGGACGCGCACAUAGGUCGCGCGGGGCUGGACGGCAGCGGGCGCCGGGUCCUCAUAUCCGCGGGGCUGGCGUGGCCCAACGCCCUGACCCUAUCGCCCCACACGGACCGCAUAUACUUCGCGGACGCCAGGGAGGACUACAUCGCCGUCGCCGACAUGGACGGCGGCAACGUGCGCAUCCUGUUCUCUAGAGAGCGCAUGCCGUGGCUUCGUCUGCACCACGUGUUCGCGCUGGGAGUAUGGGAGGGCCGCGUGUACUGGAGCGACUGGGAGACCAGGGCCAUCGAGUCCUGUCUGCUGAGGCCGCGCAGGCAUCACACUGAAGGCAAUUCAUCUAGGGCCGCAUGGGAGGGCGGCGCCCUGCAGUGCCGCACCGUGACCCGCGCCGUCCACAAACCCAUGGACCUGCGGAUACACCACCCCGCCAGGCAGCCGCCCAUGCCAGAGUUAUCUGCGUUGUGUGCGUCGCUGAAUUGCUCGGGGCUGUGCCUGCUGAGCCCCGGGGCCGGCCCCGACGACACCACUACCGCCACUUGCGCCUGCCCCGAGCACUGGGUGCUGGCUGCGGACGGCCGCAGCUGCAGCCCCAACUGCACGGCUGCACACUUCGUCUGCGCCACUGCUUUGAAAUGUAUCCCCUUCUGGUGGCGGUGCGAUACGCAGGACGACUGCGGCGACGGGUCGGACGAGCCCGCGUGGUGCCCGCGCUUCCGGUGCGCGCCCGGACAGUUCCAGUGCGGCGCCACCCACUACGGCGGCAACCACACCACCACCAGUACCAGGGACACCAGUACCAGUACCACCGACGAUACUACGGCCGACGUCACCCCUGCGAGGUGCCUACACCCGGCACACAUCUGUGAUGGAAUCUCGCAUUGUCAAGACGGCAGCGAUGAGCGGGACUGCGAUCAGUUCACAUGCCUAUCAUCGCAAUGGAAAUGUUCGGGCGACGCUCGCACUGGCGUGGCGGCGCGCUGCAUCCCGGGCGCGGCGCGCUGCGACGGGAAACGGGACUGUCCCGCCGCCGACGACGAGCGGGACUGUCCCGCCGCCACCUGCCCGCCCCAACAUUUGGCGUGCGAGACGGGGGGCGGGUGCGUGCCCCGCGUGUGGGUGUGCGACGGCGACGCGGACUGUGCCGAUGGGUCCGACGAGGGGGCACUGUGCGGCACCUGGCGCUGCUUGCCCCGCGAGCUGCGGUGCCAUACCGGCCGCUGCGUGCCGCUCGCGUGGCGCUGCGACGGGGAGCCCGACUGUAUGCAGCACGAGGACGAGGCUAACUGCACGAGCACGGAGCUAGGCUUGAAGGCGGGCGCGUGCGAGCCCACGUACUUCCGGUGCGGGACCGGGCGCUGCGUGCCCGGCAGGUGGCGCUGCGACGGGGAGCCCGACUGUGAUGACGGCGGGGACGAGGAGGACUGCGAGCCCAGGCCUUGCACCGAGUCAGAGUUCAGAUGCGGCGACGGGUCCUGCAUCCGCGGCGCGCUGCGUUGUUCCGGCGGGGCCGAGUGUGCCGACCACAGCGACGAGGCUGACUGCGGCCGACAAUGUGCCCGCACUGCCAGACCCUGCGCCGGCGGCCAGGCCUGCGUGCCCAACGAAUGGUGGUGCGACGGCGAGGCGGACUGCGAGGACGGGUCGGACGAACUAUCUUGCGACGCACAAGCGGCAGCGGGCGCGGGCGCGGGCGCGGGCGCGGGUGCUGGUGCGGCUGCGAUGCGGUGCGAUGCGGCGCGGGUGCGGUGCGGCGCGCGGUGCCUGCCCGCCGCCUGGGGCUGCGACGGACGCGCCGACUGCGUCGAUCAUGCGGACGAAACCGAUUGUAGGAACAAGCCGUGCCAGGAACAUAUGUUCAGAUGUAGUGACUACACUUGCGUGCCGGAGUCGGUAGUUUGCGACGGAUACAACGACUGCGCCGACGGAGACGAUGAACAACCACACCUCUGCCGCGGGCGGGGUCCGGCGGAGUGCUCGCAGCAGCUGUGUCCGGACGGGCGCUGUGUGCCGGUCUCCGCGUCCUGUACUGACGAAAAGAACGAGUGUGAUUGGCGCGCGUGCCCGCAGCUGUGCCUGCCCAAGCAUGGCAACCACACGUGCAAAUGCGUGGAGGGGUACCGGCAGCGACAGCUUCCUGAUGGCGGACUCGCCUGCGAGUUCAUCGGCGAGAAGCCUCGCUUGGUGGUGGCGGGCGAGGGCUGGCUGCGCGUGCGAGAGCUGCACAAGUUUGAGAGGGAGCUGCACGCCGACCAGCUGCAGGCGGCCAACGAGAGUGCGGUAGAAGUGUGGGGGCUAUGUACUUCGUGGGCCGAAGGCGCGGCGUUCGCGUGGUGGGGGGAGGCGGGGGGCAGGCUGCGCCGCGCCCGUCUGCCCUCUCCCUCACUCUCACUAGCGCCCUCUCCCUCGCACACCGGGGCCAAUACCACCGCGCAUACUACUCUGUUACAAACCACCGGAAUGAUCCGCGGCGUGGCCGUAGACCCGGUGUCGAAGCGUCUGUACUGGACGCUGGUGCAGCUGGCGAGCGAGCGAGACGGCGCCAGCGAGGGAGAGAGACGCCGCCACCCCAGCGGACUCUACGCGGCCACGCUGGAGGCCAACAACCCGGUGGCUCUCUACUCCGCGCCAUAUUCUGAGCCUGAUGACCUGAUAGUGGAUCACGAGUCAGGCUGGGUGUUCUGGUGCGAGGUGGGCACAGUGCCGGGCAUAAUGCGGGCGCAGUUAUCCGGACGCGACGCCCGGAACAUAGUCCGGACGGUCCGGCGACCGGGUGCCUUAGCAUUACAUUCACCUACUGCGCGACUAUACUUCACGGACGCCAGGAGACAUACUUUGGAAGCGGUCUCCUUAGAUGGGAGUGGAAGAUAUACUGUGGCUAUCUUCGCACAUCGACCGCAUGACUUACCGCGGGCACCGAACUCUGCAACUACAGCCGCACCUCCUGGUGAGACGGCAGUGGUGGCUGGGCGCGUAUGUUCCCGCGCGCUGGUAUUCGAAGAGUGGAUCUGGUGCAGCACCGCGCGCGGCCUCACCCGCCUGCCGCGCCGCACCCGCGCCCGCACCCGCACCGCAACCGCACCGCAACCGCAACCGCACCCGCACGCGCUGCCCGCCGUCACCGCGCUGGAUCUGCUAUACGUGCGCCCGCCUGACCAUAAAGUGGCGGACCCGUGCCUGUACCCUGACGGGCGCCCCCGGUGCGAUGCCAGCGCCCUCUGCCUCCGCAGUGGGUCACGGGGGACCCACCACGCCUGUCUGUGCCCCGCGCGUCUGCAGACCAGCAGCGACGCCAACGAUGAGACGAUGAAAUGCGUCGAAUCGUGGGUGCAGCGCGUGCUGUUCACCGAAGACCAUAAUCCGAAGACGCUCGAGGGCUGCGAGGGGGGUUGCGGGGCAGGAUCGUGCGUUAACGGGUCCUGUGUGUGUCCCGGACUGUACGCGGGCAAGCAGUGUCAACACUACCGCUGCGAGAAGCACUGCCUGCAUAGAGGACACUGCUCGCUGGACACUGCUGCGCCGGCAGAUGUCGCUACAGGCCUGCAGCCGCUGCAGAUCCGAAAAACCACUUUUCCAAUAUUAGAGCCUCAUGUGACGAUCGUUGAUGCAGGUCCUCGCUGCGAGCAGUGUUCCGGGUAUGACGGGCCCGGCGCGGGGCGGUGCGGGCGCGGGGCGGUCUGCACGCGCGCGGCCGGCACGCCCGUCUGUCUGCCCGCGCUGUGCGUGCACUACUGCCUCAACCAGGUACCUAUACACUAUGACGGGCCCGGCGCGGGGCGGUGCGGGCGCGGGGCGGUCUGCACGCGCGCGGCCGGCACGCCCGUCUGUCUGCCCGCGCUGUGCGUGCACUACUGCCUCAACCAGGUACCUAUACACUAUGACGGGCCCGGCGCGGGGCGGUGCGGGCGCGGGGCGGUCUGCACGCGCGCGGCCGGCACGCCCGUCUGUCUGCCCGCGCUGUGCGUGCACUACUGCCUCAACCAGGUACCUAUACACUAUGACGGGCCCGGCGCGGGGCGGUGCGGGCGCGGGGCGGUCUGCACGCGCGCGGCCGGCACGCCCGUCUGUCUGCCCGCGCUGUGCGUGCACUACUGCCUCAACCAGGUACCUAUACACUAUGACGGGCCCGGCGCGGGGCGGUGCGGGCGCGGGGCGGUCUGCACGCGCGCGGCCGGCACGCCCGUCUGUCUGCCCGCGCUGUGCGUGCACUACUGCCUCAACCAGGUACCUAUACAGUAUGACGGGCCCGGCGCGGGGCGGUGCGGGCGCGGGGCGGUCUGCACGCGCGCGGCCGGCACGCCCGUCUGUCUGCCCGCGCUGUGCGUGCACUACUGCCUCGACCAGGUACCUAUACAGUAUGACGGGCCCGGCGCGGGGCGGUGCGGGCGCGGGGCGGUCUGCACGCGCGCGGCCGGCACGCCCGUCUGUCUGCCCGCGCUGUGCGUGCACUACUGCCUCAACCAGGUACCUAUACACUAUGACGGGCCCGGCGCGGGGCGGUGCGGGCGCGGGGCGGUCUGCACGCGCGCGGCCGGCACGCCCGUCUGUCUGCCCGCGCUGUGCGUGCACUACUGCCUCAACCAGAUACAGCCACCCCGUGUGGGAGCGGGGGCACCUGGUGCGCACACGGGGGCAGUGAAUCCCCUGGAGCCCGGCACGCCGUACUGCCUAUGCCCGCUGGGGGAACAGUGCGGGCCGGGCGCGGUGCCCGCGGGGGCGGGCCCGGGGGCGGGGCCCGGGGCGGGCCCGGGGGCGGGCGGGGCCCUGCUGGGGGCCCUACUGGCGCUGUUAGCGCUGGCUGCGUUAGUGCUGGCCGCGUUGUACGUGCUGCAUCGACGACGAUAUAGUGCGUUCGUGCACGCGCGCCUGUCUGACAACGUGGAGAUCAACAAUCCCAUGUACCUGGCCGACGACGAGCCCGAGCCACGCCCACACACGAAUGGCGGAAAUCAUUUUGCCAACCCUGUGUACGAGAGCAUGUACGCGCCGCCGCAGCACAACCCUGAGGAGCAGGCCAACCUUCUGACGGAAGGCGACGGCUCCCCGCCGCAGCCGGAACGAGCUGCGCUUAUCUAAUCUAAGCUUACUCUGCCGACCAAACAACUUUAGCUUACAAUCAUUUAGCACUAGAGAAUAUUGCAGGUGCAGAAACCAAGUUUAAGUAGCUUAUACGUAUCAAUUACGUAAUACAAAUACUUGAGCAACUUAACCAUGUGAUUUUUCCUUAUAUAUCUUUUAAGAAACCGAUGUUAAGAAUAACGAUAUUUGUUAAAGUGUUAAAAUUGAUAGUAACUAGAGUACUUUAUCGGUUCCACUGUAAUCAUUCAUUACCUGUUUUUAUGAGUACCAAUCCAUCGUCGCCACACCUUAAUUUAAAACUAUUCGGACCUUAGCAAAGAUUUGUUUAUUGUGGUGUAUCUAUUUACCUAUCAGAAUACUUUAUUACACUAUUUCACAGCUCAUCGGCAGAAUAAUGUCACUGUAGGUAAAAUACAGUUUUUAACUUAGUGUUGUAUGUUUAUUGCUUGAUUCUACAGUUUACAUAUCCUAAUUGGCCAAACUUGCCUUUUUUAUAUCUAUUAUUUAUAUAUUUAGAUGAUGAAAUUGCAUUUGACUCUCUUAUAACUUCUAGACUAACUUUUUCCUUAUAAUGUUUUAAAUAAAAAGAUUCCUUACUCCGCGGACUAAAAAUAUGUGGUACGUAUUACAAGUACCAUAUUUUUUUCUAUAUUUAAGUGGGGAAAAAAUAUAAAUUGUGCGAAAUUGAAUAUAAUUAAUUAAAACUUAUCGAUUCUUAAUACAAGUAUUUAUAUUUUAAUAUAAAUCUUCGAAUGUAUCAUAUCUCAAAGACCAAAUAUGAGGGUAAUUUGAUAUUUCUUAAGAAUAGUGACUUAAAAUGAUUUAAAUAUAAUGCAUAGGGUAAGCGAAGGUAUUUUUCGAUGUAGAUCGCAAUAAUUGUUUUGAUCUUUAGUACAUAUAGUUUUAAGAGCUAAUUUAGUGUGCAGAAUUCAUUUUAAUAAUAGUGCAAGUAUAUUGUUCCAUUCUUUUAGUGAUUUUGAUGCAAUACAAUGUGAAUCUUUAAUUCUGGUUAGUGAUAUCUUUAAUUUAAGGUUACGUGUAAUUGAUUUGUGAUAUACUCCUGUAAUUAAGACUAUAUAGGCAUUAUACAUUAUUUGAUUCGAAAUAUUCUGACGAAAUUCCUUUAUACCAUUUAUUGCGGUUUUAAUCUUACCAAUCUUAUUUUUGCUCAAACGCUUUGAGUAAAUAUAAGAUUUUAUUCGGAUGCUCAAAAUUCCAGUAUUAAAAAGUACACGUUGUGCCAUAUCUUAUAGGAUUGUGAUUAUUUUGUUAGUACUUAUAUUGGAUUUAAACUAUUAGCGAUACCUUGAGUCGCGUGGACCAUCAUUAUUUCAGUCUCAAAAGGUCGUUAUGCGAGUUCAGUACAAUAAUUUACAGAGCCAGUGUACAAUAUAUUUUCUAAGAUUUGAGCAACGGCCUAAUAUGUGUUUGAAUAAAAUUUUACAGGAGAAAUAUUCCUGCAGUACAAUAAAUUUUAUUAAUUAUAAUAAUAUUAUAAAUAGGAACUUAAUAUUAGUUCGAUUUUAGCACCAACACCUGUAACUGAUUUUAGUUCGCACAACUGUAUCCUCUGACAUUCAUAAUUACAAUUCUUUGGCAGCUAAUUUGGGUCGUGAUAGAUAAUUUUACAAAUACUAUUAUUGUGGUGAUGUUUCGAUGUAACUAUGAGACUGCGUAUGUCGUUUUGUUUAUAAUAAAUUAGCCAAAUUUAUUCCUAGUUGUAAAUUUAUUCUGAAUUUUUAUUAUACAAUCACCUCCAAAUCACAAAAGCAAGAAUCUCUUUUACUUUAUUAUUUUAAGUUUUACGAAUAAUAAAAUACAUGUUCAUA
Messenger RNA from Chilo suppressalis (striped riceborer), 8640 nucleotides. Lineage: Eukaryota; Metazoa; Arthropoda; Insecta; Lepidoptera; Crambidae. The record is from the annotation of a GenBank genome assembly.